AUGCGCUUGGGGAAGGUCUUGGAGAUGCUGCAGGAGAUGAAGACGCAAGGCGAGAAGGACAAGCAGGACGAGGAAGUUCAAUAUGCCGCAUACAAGCAGUUCUGCGAAGUCACCGAGAGAGAAACGCAGCGCUCGAUCGAAGAUGGGACCGAGAAGAUAGAGGUCCUCACCGCAGAAGUGGAGAAGAGUGGAUCGGAUGCCACCAGGCUUGGUGAAGAAGUCGCAGCUCAUGUUGCAGACAUAGAGGGCGCGAAAGCAGAAAAGGAGGAGGCUGCGAAGAUGCGGGAGACAGAGCGGAAGGACUUCCAAGCGAUGUUCCAGGACCUGUCGGAGUCGAUCGACGCCAUCGGCAGAGCAACGAAAGAGCUGAAGUCGGGGAAAGCUCAGGAGGGCUCCCUCAUUCAGCUAAAUGCCUUGAAGCUGCCGGAGAAGGCCAGCAAAGGCUUGAAUUCCCUCCUCUCCGAGGGCUUCGAGGAUAGCCUCUUGAGUGACUUGCAAGCACCGGAUCAGUUCAAGUCUGGAGGUAUCAUCAAGAUGCUCGAGAAGCUGGAAGACCAGUUUGUGGACGAACGUCUGCAGCUCGAGAAG
Symbiodinium necroappetens is the source of this 588-nucleotide messenger RNA. NCBI's taxonomy places the organism in Eukaryota, Dinophyceae, Suessiales, Symbiodiniaceae. The record is from the annotation of a GenBank genome assembly.